CGUCUUGUCGAAAGUAUCAUGAUGAAGAGGGUACGGGGAGAAGAUAUUUCAUCCGCUGUUAUGAAUUAUUUAAAAAAGAGACAAUACACUGAUAGUGAAACGUCAUUCAAGAAAGAGAUCAAGUGUAGUCGUGCUGUCACCGAGAUGGCAAGUGAUGUUACCAUGGAUAUGGAAACCAGUGUAACAAAUACUGUCUCUUAUACAACCUGUGAUCCUGAACCAAUGUUGUUUGACAUACAAUUUUCAAGACUCAAGACGUUUAUUGAAGAAGGAGUUGAGGAGUUCAAGGUUGAACUGGUUGCUGUCUUGUAUCCAUUAUUUGUAAACCUGUAUAUCGAGAUGAUAUGUCAGGGACACAAAGCAGCAGGAAAUGAUUUUCUGUAUAAAUACCAAGAUGAAUUUACUGCAAAUGAAGAACAAAGAACAAUGAUGGAUAAUUUAUGCGGAGUUAUUCAGAAGGACGAUGUUCUUAGUAAAGUUGAUGUCAAACUUUUCCGUGAGAGUAAGUACCUGAUCCAGUUAUCCAAUACAACAUUAGAAUACCUAUUACGUUACCUACAAAGUAAUGAUAAUACAAUUUUAUUGAAAAUGUUUAAUAAUCACCUUCAUGUUGUAGUUCAAGGUCUUCACAAUGGAGAUCAUGACCCAAAUGAGAACGGUUUCAUAAAGACCAAUAUUUCCGUGGAAACUGAGGCAGCUAAAAAGAAGUCUAGCAGUUCAGUGAUGUUGAGGUCAUUGAAGGAUUGUAUUCAGAAGAUUCGUGAUGGUCCACCUUCACUGCCAUCGAUACUGUAUUAUAGCUUUAGCAACACAUAUCAAGGGUUGAAUACUGUGAGGGUAUCUCCGGAUCAGAGAUUGCUGUGUGGUGGAUUUGAAGACUCGGCCCUCAGAGUAUGGAGCCUAUCACCAACUAAAUUAAAAGCUGCCGAGCACACUGUGGAUAUAUCUAAGAUACACUCACUUGGAGACCAUAUUUGUGAUAAAUUCCAGGAAGAUAGGGUGGGAAUUGAAAGUAAAGCACUCCGAGGUCACAGCGGUCCAGUCUAUGCAGCUUGUUUUACAGUAGAUUCAUCUCAUUUAUUAUCCAGUUCAGAAGAUACUACAGUACGUUUGUGGGAUCUAGACACAUAUACUAAUAAAGUAGUGUACCAAGGUCACAACUACCCUAUAUGGGACAUGGAUACUGGUAGUGUGGGGCCAUAUUUUGCCACUGCUUCCCAAGACCACACUGCAAGACUAUGGACAUUGGAUAGAAACUAUCCAUUGAGGAUAUUUGCCGGUCACUUAAUGGAUGUAGAUUGUGUGAGGUUUCACCCAAACUGUAACUAUAUAGCAACAGGCUCCUCUGAUAGAACUGUCCGACUGUGGAGUGUACAAGAUGGGAAAUGUGUUAGGUUGUUUACCGGACAUAAGGGGACAGUGUUCAGCUUGGCGUUUUCACCAAAUGGAAAGUUCCUUGCAUCCUCGGGGGAAGACCGGAAAGUCAAACUCUGGGAUUUAGGAUCUGGAAAUAUGGUAAAAGAACUUUCCGGACAUCAAGAUAAUGUAUAUUCAUUGAACUUUAGUAACGACAGUACUAUGUUAGCAUCGGGUGGAUUGGAUAACACUAUCCGUGUGUGGGAUGUCAGGCAGUCAUUCAGUCCAAGUUCACACUCUGAUACUGGCGUGUCACUAGAAAUAUUAGGAUCUUUCCCAAUGAGGACUUCUUCAGUACAUUAUUUAGAGUUUGUGUCUUGUAAUCUAUUGCUAGCAGCUGGUGCUAUAAAUGUGACACAGUAGUGAAUAUAUCUGUAAUGGUCUUCUACUGCCCAGUGUGGAAUAUGAAACUGUAAUAUACAAGGGGUACCACAUGAUAUGGAUCUUGUUCAUUGUACUUCAUGUACAUUGCUAGGUAAACCCAGCCAGGUGUAACUUAUAGUUAGUUUCCUGCUGAAGGGGGAGUGUCGUCCCAUGAUAAUCCUCG
Molecule: messenger RNA, 1963 nt
Organism: Saccoglossus kowalevskii
Lineage: Eukaryota; Metazoa; Hemichordata; Enteropneusta; Harrimaniidae
Product: TAF5-like RNA polymerase II p300/CBP-associated factor-associated factor 65 kDa subunit 5L
Biological process (GO): transcription initiation at RNA polymerase II promoter
Cellular component (GO): transcription factor TFIID complex
Molecular function (GO): protein binding; RNA polymerase II general transcription initiation factor activity
Source: RefSeq, a predicted model, not a curated record